Trichomonas vaginalis G3 is the source of this 853-nucleotide messenger RNA. RefSeq lists its product as uncharacterized. The annotation marks the transcript as partial. The transcript has a single exon. NCBI's taxonomy places the organism in Eukaryota, Parabasalia, Trichomonadida, Trichomonadidae. The record is from RefSeq and is a predicted model, not a curated record.
AUGGAUAGAAAGUCUGCUAGAAUAAAAGCAGAGUUACAAAGAUAUGGUUGGAGAGUUUCGAAGAAUUUUAAAUAUAGGAAGGGAAGACCCAUAAAAGUCUAUGACAAAUUGUCUGGUCUUCGCUACGAAAUGGAUUUGGAAACAGCACGUGCCAAUUAUCCAAACAGACUAGAGAGGUUAGAAGAAGAACGUCUUAUGGACAUGCCUUUCGAUGUUAGUGAACCUCAAGUUGAAGGACACGACGGCUUUGCCAGAUUCUACUGGAAACAUGACGAACAAUUGCAUCCUUUGAGAAGGAAAAAAGGAAAAGGUGAAGACGCACAUGCUCCCAUGGAAAGAACAAGAUAUGCAUAUGAAAAGUAUCGUGAAGUUAGAAGUCAAAUUACAUCUGGUCGAACCUUUACAGUAAACUUUGACGAAGGAAAGAACAAAGAAGGCUUCAUGGGAGUACUUGCUGCAAUUCAAGACGGAAAUAAGAAAGGACACAAUCUCAGAUUGACCAUAACAGAUUUGGAUGGUCACAUUUACUAUGCACAUGGCAAUGAACAAACAGCCGCAAAACUUCUUGACGCUUUCAAGACUACAAAGAGAGAACAAAUGGUUGACUCCGACUCAGACAUUUUGAAUGCAAUUGAAGGAAUUGCAAGUGUCAAGUUCGAAUGGUACCAACCUAACCCUCAAGCAGUCAGACAACAUGCUGGAUACUUCCCCUUCAUAAAUAAGUCUGACAUUGACUUGACAAGGUAUGGAAUUUACAAUUCAAUUGAAACAAUUGUCAAUGAACCUUGUAUUCUUACAUGUCUCAGGAACUCUGGUCUUGUUACAGAUGAGAAGAUGAAGUAUCUUGAGUCAU